Molecule: messenger RNA, 1239 nt
Organism: Haemonchus placei
Lineage: Eukaryota; Metazoa; Nematoda; Chromadorea; Rhabditida; Trichostrongylidae
Source: the annotation of a GenBank genome assembly
CUUGCGGGAGCACUUUUGGAGGAAGCCGAACGUCUACUGGACCGUGGUAUCCAUCCGAUCAAAAUCGCUGAUGGUUUCGACCUUGCUUGCAAAAAGGCGCUUGAAACUCUCGACAAAAUCGCCGACAAGUUUCCGGUCGCCGAUCGUGAACGCCUCGUUCAAACGGCACAGACGUCGUUAGGAAGCAAAGUAGUGAACAGAUGUAUCCGGAAGUUUGCCGAGAUCGCGGUAGACGCAGUACUGUCGGUAGCUGAUCUGGAAACCCGUGACGUGAACUUCGAACUGAUCAAAGUGGAGGGCAAGGUUGGUGGACAUUUGGAGGACACGGUUCUUGUGAAAGGAAUCGUCAUCGACAAGACUAUGUCACAUCCUCAAAUGCCAAAAGAAUUAAAGGAUGUAAAGGUCGCCAUUCUCACCUGCCCAUUCGAGCCACCUAAGCCCAAAACCAAACAUAAGCUCGAUAUAACUUCUUCAGAAGAUUUCAAAGCGUUACGUCAAUAUGAGAAGGAAACGUUCGAAAAUAUGAUCAAGCAGGUCAAAGAUAGUGGUGCCACUUUGGCAAUCUGCCAGUGGGGAUUCGACGAUGAAGCGAACCAUCUGUUACAUCAUCAUCAACUUCCAGCUGUUCGCUGGGUAGGAGGACCUGAAAUAGAGCUCUUGGCUAUCGCUACAAAUGGUCGAAUUGUACCGAGAUUCUCGGAACUUACUCCUGAAAAACUCGGCUCCGCAGGCCUCGUGCGUGAGAUCACGUUCGGAACCGCACGAGACCGCAUGCUGUCCGUUGAACAGUGCCCAAAUAGCAAAGCAGUUACUAUAUUUGUCCGCGGAGGCAACAAAAUGAUUAUUGACGAGGCUAAGCGCUCGCUUCAUGACGCGCUUUGCGUCAUCCGUAAUUUGGUCCGAGAUGACCGCAUCGUAUAUGGAGGUGGUUCGGCUGAGACAGCCUGCGCUAUCGAAGUAGCGAAGGAGGCAGACAAGAUCGAAGGAAUUGAGCAGUACGCGUUCCGUGCUUUUGCCGACGCAUUGGAGGCAAUUCCAAUGGCGCUGGCUGAGAACAGCGGACUGGGCCCUAUCGAUGUAAUUACCGAUUUGAAGGCAAAGCAAAUUGAAAUGGGCAAGCCCUAUUUGGGGGUUGAUGCUUUGUUCAGUGGUACCAAUGAUAUGAAAGAGCAGAAGGUCAUCGAAACUUUGUUGUCGAAGAAGGAACAGAUUUCUCUCGCCACACAGGUAUGGUUUUGA